This is a messenger RNA of Nicrophorus vespilloides, 1530 nucleotides long. RefSeq names its product coiled-coil domain-containing protein 96-like. The record is from RefSeq and is a predicted model, not a curated record. The transcript has 5 exons. Bases 1 to 1530 code for a protein of 509 amino acids. Gene Ontology annotation, cellular component: axoneme; ciliary basal body. Gene Ontology annotation, biological process: cilium assembly. NCBI's taxonomy places the organism in Eukaryota, Metazoa, Arthropoda, Insecta, Coleoptera, Silphidae.
AUGGCUGACGGCGACGCGGAAGUACCUGAAGUGUCGCCGAAUAAUGAAGAGUCUGAGAAGAAGGUCGUUGCGGAGGAUACCGAAGAGAAAAAAGAGGAGCUUGACGGCCAUGAGAUUACAGCAGCGGCAAGCAUGCAGAGUUUAUUGGAUCAAGUGGUAGAUCGACCGACAAACGCCGAUGAUGAGGAGGCCAAACUAUUGGAGGCCGUUAGCGAGUAUGCAGUUAAAGAAGUUAAUAUUGAAGAACCAGGCGAAGAUGGUGAACAGGAGGAUGGUCAACAGGACGUUGAUCAUAAAGAUGACCAGGCCUAUUCGAGCGUACAGGUUGUAGUCAGCGGUUUCGAUCUGGCCAUGGACGAUGAUGAGGAGAUCGUCGAGGAAGAGAUCGAAGAGUCGGAGCCAUCACUGCCGACGCCUCUGGACCGCUUCCCGUAUUACGAAAGAUAUUUGGAUGCAAUGAAGGAGUACGGUGUCAUCAAGAGAGUGAACAACUUUUACCAUAAAAAGAUGGCCGAGUACUUCAAGAAACGCAAGAUGGAACACGUUAUGCGUGAGAGUGAACAUCCGGAGGAGGUGUAUAUGAAGUACGCGAAGAAAUUGGACAACUUCUACGAUCUGAUAUCGCGGGACAAGGAGCAAAGGGGAGCAAUCAACAGGGAGAUGAGUAAUAUGAAGGCGGUGCGAGACGAGAGGUGCAGCAACGCUUUCGAGGACUUCAAAGGAAUGAUGCUGCGCGAGAAGGAGAUUGGAUCGGGCUUGAUUUACACGAAAACUGGAAAGGAAAUUCCGGAUAAGGCUUUGGAUAAAAUGAUCAACAUUCAGAGGGAUAAGGCUGCCGAAUUGCAGGAACUGCGGCUCACGCACAUCAAGAUUAGAAACGCCGUGACAGAUAAACAUGCAGCCAUUAGGGCCAUGGAUAGGAUCGGAGAUAAUUACACGCUGAUGGAGUUUGAGCAGUUGAAGAUGGAGAACCAGGGUCAUGCGGAUAAGAUCGAGGAAAGGGAUGAGGAACUAUCGCAGCUGAGGAAGAAGUGUAACGGAGCCAUGCAAUGUUUGGCGCACGUUCGCGAAAAGUGCUCGGCCGUCGAGAUCAAGACCAAAAUCUACAAAAGCAAUUUUGAUGACAAAGAGAAUGACCGAAUAAAGGCUAGGGAAAUGGUGAACGUAUUUAAAUUGCAGCGUGAUAACUACCGAAACGAAACGCAACGAAUGAAAGAGGAGUCGGGUCUCUUAACCAAAGACAAGCUUCUAAAUGACAUGGAGAGAUCAAUGGAGGAAAUUAAAAGCUUGGAAGAGCUGCUGGCGAACGAAUCGAAGCGAUUCGAGAAACUUAAGAGAAUGAACGAGCAAGUGAAGAAGAGCUACGAGAGGGAGACGAAGAAAGUUAAGUGCAUGAUUGCUUUCGCCGCCGUACGCAAAGAAUCCGCCAAGAAACGCGGAAUGAAAAAGAAAAAUAGGAACCUGUCAGUCGAUCAACGCCUGAGCAAAGUGAUGAGCAAGCAGUUCUUCAUCAAGAUCGACGAUUUUUGA